Molecule: messenger RNA, 3273 nt
Organism: Hevea brasiliensis (rubber tree)
Lineage: Eukaryota; Viridiplantae; Streptophyta; Magnoliopsida; Malpighiales; Euphorbiaceae
Product: nucleobase-ascorbate transporter 11
Exons: 10
Coding region: 552-2867 (771 amino acids)
Biological process (GO): transmembrane transport
Cellular component (GO): plasma membrane
Molecular function (GO): transmembrane transporter activity
Source: RefSeq, a predicted model, not a curated record
UUGCUAGCCAGUGGCAGCUUGAAGCAAAAAGAGAACCUUUUCCACUAAAGUUUAAAAAAAGAGAAUUAAACGGAUAAAAUAAUAAAAAAACAGGUGAUUCCUUCGUUCUUUUAUCCUCUUCAUCUUCUUCCUCUUCUCUGUCUGGAGUGCCACAUCUUCUAUAAGCCGCCAGCUUUCCCAACGGCCACUGAAGGGCAUUAUUGUCAUUAUGAACCCACUGAAAACAACUGAGAGCAACCGCCAGCCGUAUUUUGAGAGAGAACAAAAGAUGCCAUGUGAUGUCUCCCGUAGUUUUCACACUAAAAACUCGUUCUACUCAGUACUCAACCCCGAUCCAUACAGCUUAUGAUUAGCAAAAUAAGCAUUACAAUGAAGACUUAAUUAUUUCUUUUUGCUUGUUUAUCUCCUCACCAAUGCUUCUCUCUCAACAAUUCUUGCUUUUCUUUCAUUAUGCUCUAGUUCUUUUUCUAUAAUUUUGAGUUUUUACUCUAUUUUUUUUUUUUUUUUGCUAUCUUCUUGACGAUUCAUUACCCAUUUGAGAAAAAGCUGCAAUGGAAACUGGGUCGAGCUCAGCUUCUGUAGGCAAGACGGAGCCACAGAGAGAAAGAGCUAGGUCUAUCAAGAAACUAGGCUCUAUGCUGCCAAAGAUCGAUCCAUUUGUGCCGAGAACUGAUCAUAAUCCAAGAGAGCUGAGAUCUUGGGCCAAGAGAACCGGUUUUGUUUCUACUUUCUCUAGUGAGACCUCUACAAGCAACAGUGAGAAGUUUGAUAGCAGGACUGGUUUUGACUUGGAGAGGGGUCAUAACCAUCAAAAGAACGGUGGGUCGUCCCCAAAAAUGGAGAUCGACCCGGUUCUUGGUCAGACCAGGCCUGCCAGAGGUUCAGAAAUUGAACCAGCUUCGGGUACAGCGUCUAGGUCAGGUAAUGAGUUCAGGAAUGGAAAUGAUAGGAACUUGGGAUUGAGAGAUGAGAACAAAAGGCGGAGAAUAGGAGACGAAUCUGUUCUGGGAGUUAGGGAUGAGGAAAGGGAAGUUGGGUUUAAUGGAAAUGCAAUUGGAGAUGGCAAUGUGAAUGUGAAUGGGAGUAGCACCAGGAAUGGGAGUGCAUAUGGUAUCGGAAACGAAGUCCCGGCACCUACUCCGGCUCUGGAGCCAACGAAAGAAGAAGAAAAUGCUGGAACUGAUAUUGGAAUUGAGAUUUAUCCGGGUGGGGAUGAUCCUGACAGUGGAGGGUGGCUCAGACAGAGUGGAAUGAGAUUGGGUUUAAGAGAUAAUCCUGGUUUCGUGCCACUUAUGUAUUAUGGCCUGCAACACUAUUUAUCAUUGGCUGGCUCACUGAUUUUCAUCCCCUUGAUCAUCGUACCAGCCAUGGGAGGAACAGAUAGGGACACUGCUACAGUGAUAUCUACAAUGUUGCUGGUAUCUGGCAUUACAACAAUAUUGCACUCCUACUUUGGUACCCGACUUCCAUUAGUUCAAGGGAGUUCAUUUGUGUAUUUGGCACCAGCAUUAGUUAUCAUGAAUGCGGAGGAGUAUCGGAAUCUCUCAGAACAUAAAUUCAGACACAUAAUGAGGGAGCUCCAGGGGGCUAUAAUCGUUGGUUCAAUAUUCCAAAGCAUCUUGGGAUUCACUGGUUUAAUGUCCCUUCUUCUAAGAUUGAUUAAUCCAGUCGUGGUUGCACCAACUGUCACUGCAGUAGGUUUAUCAUUUUUUAGCUAUGGUUUUCCACAAGCUGGUAGUUGUGUGGAAGUUAGCAUUCCUCUGAUACUAUUGGUUCUUGUAUUCGCCCUGUAUCUUCGCGGAUUAUCCAUCUUUGGUCAUCGCUUAUUCCGAAUUUAUGCGGUCCCCCUGAGUGUCAUGAUCAUAUGGACAUAUGCAUUCUUUCUGACGGCUGGUGGAGCAUAUGAUUACAAAGGAUGCAGCCCUGACAUACCAAGUUCAAAUAUUUUACUUGAUGCAUGUAGAAGGCAUGCAUAUACAAUGCAGCAUUGCAGGACCGAUGUUUCUAAUGCAUGGAGAACUUCUGCGUGGGUCAGAAUUCCCUACCCUUUGCAAUGGGGUGUCCCAAUCUUCCAUCUAAGGACUUCCUUGAUCAUGAUAAUUGUGUCACUGAUUGCAUCAGUGGAUUCGGUUGGAACGUAUCACUCUGCAUCCUUACAAGUUAACUCAAAGUCUCCAACUCCAGGAAUUGUCAGCAGAGGAAUUGGGUUGGAGGGCUUCUGCAGUAUAUUGGCUGGACUGUGGGGUUCUGGUACCGGUUCAACAACCUUAACAGAAAAUGUGCAUACCAUCAACAUAACAAAGGUGGCUAAUCAAAGGGCUGUAGUUCUUGGAGCAGUUUUCUUGAUCCUCUUCUCUUUUGUAGGAAAAGUGGGUGCUAUUCUUGCUUCUAUACCACUGGCAUUAGCUGCUUCCAUACUUUGCUUCAUGUGGGGCCUUAUCACGGCAUUGGGUCUCUCAACUUUGCAGUACAGUCAAACAUCAAGUUUUAGAAACAUCGCAAUAGUAGGUGUUUCAUUGUUCCUUGGUAUGUCAAUUCCUGCCUAUUUUCAGCAGUAUCAACCUGAAUCUAGCUUGAUAUUACCAAGUUAUUUUGUUCCUUAUGCGGCAGCAUCAAAUGGACCAGUCCACACUAACAGUAAACAAUUUGAUUUUGCGGUAAAUGCGCUUAUGUCCAUGAACAUGGUGGUGACUCUCUUGAUAGCACUGGUACUUGAUAACACAGUCCCUGGCACCCGACAAGAGAGAGGGGUGUGUAUAUGGUCACAUCCUGAAGACUUGGCUUCUGAUCCAUCUUUACAUGCAAAUUAUUCCCUUCCUAGAAAAGUUUCCUGGUUCUUCUGUUGCUCAAGAUGUUCGCGUACAUAACUUACAGUUUUUUCUGGCAUUUACUUUGUUGUUUGACUUUUAGCAGACCACACUCCAUUCUUAUCAGUAGUUGUGAAGUUCCUAGGCUGAGAAGCUGUUUGCUUAUACUGGGGCCACAGAGAUUGGAGGUAAUGCAGCUCAACGUAUAGUAUUAGUAAUAUUUCAUUCUACCGCAAGAAAUCAAGAAAUUUCAUUCAUCACUGAACUAAAUGACAUUGUAUUUUGUCAUAGAAAAUAGCAUAGUUGAAUUCAUAUUAUGUCAAUAGUCAAAACAAUUCAUAUUAUGUCAAUAGUCAAAAGAUUGUUUGAAAAGAAGGUAUUUCUGGCUUUGGGUAAAGCCUCUGUUGUAUUAUUGAACUUGUUUUUGUACCUUCUGCUAGAGAAGCACAAUUACACGUUCCGAGUA